Messenger RNA from Fomitiporia mediterranea MF3/22, 1456 nucleotides. RefSeq lists its product as uncharacterized. NCBI's taxonomy places the organism in Eukaryota, Fungi, Basidiomycota, Agaricomycetes, Hymenochaetales, Hymenochaetaceae. The coding region runs from base 29 to 1456 and encodes 475 amino acids. The record is from RefSeq and is a predicted model, not a curated record. The transcript has 4 exons.
GGCGGGUGAACUAAGCUGGCCUCCAUGAAUGCCGGAGCCUGCAACUGCUCGGAACCUUGGCUGGCAGCGCUUCUGGUUCACAAUUAAGCACGCCGUUGAAACCUACCACGAUGUUAAAUAUCAAAAGCCUGAUGAUUUUAGACCGGGCGAGAUGGCACAUGCGAGGGGUGUCGUACUACACAGUUACUGGGACUUCCUCGUUCGGAAUGGUUAUGAGCUAACCGAGGAUGAGCGUUGGCUUAUUCGAAACGGUGCUGGUCCGAAUACAUCAAAGCUAGCAAAGCCCGUCUUGGUGCUCAGACGCUUAGGCGCCGGGAAGUACAUCGUCUGCAGAUUUUCGUCUUGGGGUGGCAGGGUUGCACCUGGCGAAAUUAUGAGUCCGAUGCAACGUUAUUUCGCUUUUUCGACUUCGAAAGACUUGGGACAGUGGCCGAAGGGGACGAAAAUCCUGCGCACUUCACCUCCUCAACCCAAACCCAAUGCAAUCAUUGCAAUACCAACGGAAAGCAAAGGAGUCGAAUCCGUCGGUUGGAAAACGCGCUGUUUCUUAUGUAUUGGUCAAUUGGAGAGACUGGAGGCAAUGAUUCGAAAGCGAGAAAGCGACUUCCCGCUUAUUGCGGAAAAACUUCGACUUGAGGAAGCCGAGCUACAGAGAACGAAGCGGAAGCAUUUUGAUAAAUGGACCCCUGAAAUGUUCGAAGCUUUUGGCCUUUCUCCGAAGGCAGAUUCAUCGGUAUCACUUGAUGAAAAGCACUCAGCUUGGAGGAAGGGAGACUACGUCACGUACGUGCGCGGCCGGCCGAUAUCACUUCCUCGGAACGCAAAAGUAGAAGAGAGAAAGUAUCGGGAUGUUAAAGCACCGCGACUUCGAGUAUGCAAGCCGACGAACCUCAUCAAUUGGCCGUUCGAUCGUUCGCUUGAUGAAUUUAUAGACUGUAACUUUCAUAUGGAUCCGGCGAGACGUUUGGGGAGAAACAUCAACUAUGGGAAGGUGAAGUAUAUGCUGCCUCGAGCAGUGGAUAAACCACUUCGCUCGGAAACGCCACACCCGGAUCCGACAUCUCUAAGACGCGUAAACCGUCGGCCCCCGGCACCCUCGCUGCGUCGUUCUCGGUCACUUUCCACUGUUGCUCGACUUUGCAAGCACAGUACCUACAUUCCGCAUGCGAGAAGCCUCACAAUUCCUGAACAUCCGAUGAGCAAAGGCCGACAAGCACUUCCGUACUCUGCAACACGUCAUCGGCCCGCUACGGGUUCCAAGCUCCUUUCACCUCUAUAUGAUAUGAUGCAUGUUUCGUGUAGGCAACGUGCGCGUGUAUAUGCUUCUGGACGUGAUUUGCAAUUUGCGACACCCGAUGCCAACGUGCGCACCCAGCUGAUCUGGUGCGUUUACCCGAAGGAUGAGAAGUGGUUUAUCCAGGAUGCCGCCGUCUUGCAUAAAGUUCAUGAGUAUUAA